Molecule: messenger RNA, 2258 nt
Organism: Megalops cyprinoides (Indo-Pacific tarpon)
Lineage: Eukaryota; Metazoa; Chordata; Actinopteri; Elopiformes; Megalopidae
Product: protein JTB-like
Exons: 5
Coding region: 893-1330 (145 amino acids)
Biological process (GO): mitotic cytokinesis
Cellular component (GO): midbody; centrosome; membrane
Source: RefSeq, a predicted model, not a curated record
UGUACGGAGGUGGAACGAAAACCGGGGUUAGAAUUUACGACGCCAGAACCAGAGAAAGUUGCGCAGCACUUGGUACCAUCUGCGCAAAGACGUGCGUUUAAGACCAUCGGGCUGCGAUUCCUGUACGGCUUUGCGCAGGGCUGCGUAAAAUUGAUCCUUACGAAUGCAUUCGGACUUAGCCAAUAUUACUACUCAAGAUGGCCGCCUCAGAGGAAAGGUAGUGACAAGCAAGCCAAUUAGCUAGCUAUGUCCUCUGAAGAUACAACUUAGCGUGUAGUUGUAUAUUGCACUGUUUUGUUUUGACAGUUGAUAGCCGCAUGUGAAUUUGUGUAUCCAUGUUAAUGACAGCGAGGGUUACAUUGUAAAAUAUUUUACGAGGACCCCAAGUUCACAGAUAAAUAGAUAGCCAUUUGGACUAUGUCGCUAGCUGGAAAGCCGUCCGGCAUAUUACAUAGCCUGGAAACAGCGUGUUAACUUUUUCAUAGCUGUCUCGUCUAGCUAUCAAGAAAUUAUAAAUACGACAUUUGUUUUGACUUCACCCAGUGUCGCAAUUUGUCAGCGUUCCAAGAUAGCUAGCUAGAGCCUAGCUACUGCUGCCUCCGAAAAAGUUUGACAGGCCAUGCUGUCGUUGAAAACAGCCCCAGAGAUAACAAACCUUUUGGUAGCUAACGUUAGCAGUACUUCUAUUUUCUAUUUAACUUUCGUCCGUCAGAAUAACCAGUUUGAUCAGUUGAGCGCCAGAGCAAAGGCACUUAAGUGCGUGACCGCCAGUUAAGCACAGUUUGUUUCGUAUUAUAUUUACCUCUCUUGAAUUAAACAGCUACAGCACUAGAGAGGUCCAGCGAUUAUGCCAGUGUAGAUUUAGCCCUGGGGUGGCGCUUGCCCUGGCAGAAUGGAGAGCGAUUGCAGGAUCUGUGCAAGAGCCCUGGUCAUCUACACGCUUCUCUUUGGCUGGAUGUCUGUCAGAGUGCUUGGUGCUGCUGUGUCAACCAAAGGAAAUAGUUCAGUGAUGGAUGCUGAGACCACACCCUGCUGGCAGGUGGAGGAGUUUGUGGUGUCGACAGAGUGUACCCAGUGCAGUGAUUUCCAGGCCAAGACCAGGUCAGAGUGCAGCUCAACUGGAUACGUGGAGAUGGUCAUUUGCACCAAGUCCAACAAGGAUGAGUACAGGAGCUGCCGUUCAUCCGUGAUGGAGGAGCAACUCUUCUGGAGAUUUGAGGCCUCCAUGUUGGGCCUGACUGUCUUUUUUGCCUUGCUUGUGGUAUCCCGUCAGCGGGCCCUGGAUCGCUUGGCAUCAGAGAAGGUCCGCAAGCAAAUUGAAUCCAUAUAGACAGUGUCCUGAGAUGGGGAAACAGCUGGACCCAGCAAAGCUCAACCCUGAAUGUGACCUCAUAUUUAGUGACAAGGCAAGCAGUGUUUGAGUGUCCUUAGAUGUCUUUGAGUGUCGUACUGAUUUCCAUCUCAGCCUAGGCUUGUCUGUAGCAGAUCUUUUUCCAGAAGAGCUGAGUGACUUGAUAUGAGUAUAACUUCCACAUCUAAGACACAGCUGGUCACUUUUGCCACUGCCACCUGGGUUUUCUUUUCAAUUUUAAAACCCCUUAAUGGUAACAUUCUGUGAGGUAUUUUGUACUAAUAUACAUUGAACAGCAGUAUCAAUGCAAAAGAUUUCACCCAGAGACUGCAUAUUCCCAGUUAUCUGAGCUAUUUUGUUUUUAGUCAAGGCAAACUUAUCUGGAAUGGUAUGCUCAUCCAGACUGGAAAUAUAAGCAAUGAAAACUGUAGUAAUGCAACUGUGAAGUGAUUCCGUGAUUUGAAAAAUUGUUUGCAGAGUGACAGUGUUAAUUUGUUACGGUACCGGUGCUUCAAAGCUCAUUGUGUUGAAAACACAGCCUCCGUUAUGAAGUCUCUGUAAUGAAAAGGAAAUCUCAGGGAAAUCUGACAGCCAGCCAAGCACAAUGCAAGGUGUAGUGGUUAUGGACAGCAUAACAGUAACAAUAACAGUUCACUUGAAUUGUUAGCCUAAAACUCAGAUUGUUGUCACAUGGAACUCUUUUCUUUUUCACAAGUGUAAUAUACAUAGUUUUUACACAGAAACUGAAGACAUGCUCCAUACUCUUUUGAUUUCCUAAUUUUGCAUUUUAUUUUCAGCCAAAGCAUAGAAGAAUGGCAUCUAUUUUCUCUCAUAGUUUUCAACCAGUGUGUGGAUACAGGUAUUGGCUAAGUGGAUUGGAUCAGGCUUUGACUGUGUUAUGACUGAG